Lepisosteus oculatus (spotted gar) is the source of this 870-nucleotide messenger RNA. RefSeq names its product G-protein coupled receptor 183-like. Gene Ontology annotation, molecular function: G protein-coupled receptor activity. Lineage: Eukaryota; Metazoa; Chordata; Actinopteri; Semionotiformes; Lepisosteidae. The record is from RefSeq and is a predicted model, not a curated record. Gene Ontology annotation, biological process: adenylate cyclase-activating G protein-coupled receptor signaling pathway; regulation of metabolic process. Gene Ontology annotation, cellular component: plasma membrane; cytoplasm.
AUGGUUUCUCUGAACCUCACUGUGCCGUUAGCGGUGGACUUUAAUGAUGCUGAAGAUUAUUUCAUUUUUAUAACCAAUCUACUGAUAGCCACGACUUCUUUUCUCGUGGCUGGCUCGGUGGUGUUGGGUAUUAUGUGUAAAAAGGAACUGCGAGCACAAAAUCGCUUUAUUUUCAUGCUGAACACCAGCAUAUCUGACACUCUGACCGGGUUAGGCGGUUACUACAUCGGACUGUUUGAUGUACAGGAGGGCUAUCCGUCCAAAAACGGCACCUAUUUCAUCCUGCCUUCGCUACUGGGAGUCAAUAUUCUGACCAUCAUGUCUGCACAGGUGGACCGAUUCCUUGCAGUAGUUUAUCCUUAUACUUACAAUCGUUAUGUAUCCAGGACUGUAGUUAUAGGAGUUUGUGUUUCUUGUUGGUUUUACACUUACUUUUUCUUAUUGGUUCAGAAUCUCAUAACGAUCGAAAUGGCUGCAAGAAUGAACGCAUAUGGGAUUCUGACAAUGCAAAUAAUAAUAAUCCUGAAAGUGCUGUUGAACGUGAAGCUGUACCUCAUCGCUAAAUACCAGAUUGCUCGCGAGCCGCCGGGUCCACAGAGAGACAGCAAGAAAGAGUCCCUGAGACUCAUCAUCGUGGUGGUAGUCUGCUUCCUGGCGCUCUGGACUCCUCGCUUUUACUACAUUAUCGUAGUUCAAGUGACCAGGUCACGAUACAUGUUUAAAAACAACGCCAGCGACCCUUUUAGCAUGAUGAUAAGAUUCACUGCAACCUGUACCCCCGGGCUGUACAUCUGGGGGAGCCCCGCUCUCAGGGAGGCUGUGCUGAAGACAGUGUGGGGGAGAGUCUGUCCCCCACUGAGAAAAAGGUAA